UAAGCUGUUAGCAAAAAAAUUUCUUUCGCUAGCUAAAAGAUUUGUUUAUAACUUAAAGCUUCCUAACCGGCCAAAGAAUCUAACAAACAAUGCGCCAUAAUCGGGUUCGGGGGUUCGGAUUUAACGAAAUGGUUCAGUUAAUCGAGCAAGUUCACGCUCAUACCGUUUUGUGGGACGUUCGACACAAAAGACAUUUAAAUGGGGCACACUUAAAAAAGGCCUGGGAGAGCGUAGCAGCUGGACUAAAUAAGGACCCCGUUAUUUGCAAAACAGCCUGGCAAUCAUUGCGGGACAGCCAUAGGUAUUACUCCAAAAUGGGGCAGAAGAAAGGAUCGAGUUGGGUCAGUAGCAGGUGGAGCCUUUCUUCCCACUUAAGUUUCCUGCCCAAGGACAACAAAGAAAGAUGGAAAUCAUCUUCGCCGACACUCAAUCCCCUUGAGUUGGAAGACAGCUUAUCCGCUCAGGAUAAGGACUUUGAAUGCGAAGAGGCAGCCUCCCAGCUGGAAACAGAUAUCAGUAGCUUAAUUGAGGAAUCUAGGCAUCUGGACAAGGAUCUCUCGAAUUGGACUGGGGACUUGUGCUCAUCCAUUGGCAAAAGAGAAGAGUUGUCACCGAUAAAAGAGGAGGAACAUAAACAUAAGCCAAAGACUAGUCCUUCCAGGCCAAUUUUUGCUUACUGGGAGUCGUUACUGAACAAGAUGGCCCCGGAAGAUGCCGAUGCAGCCGAGCAGCAGAUGACGCAAACGCUCUGGGCCGAGAUGGCGGCUAUAAAGUAUAAUAAAGGUCGCUAGUUUAGAGUUUUAAGAGUUAUUACCAUAGUUUGAGAUAAGGCCAAAGUCUUGGGAACUUAUUCCUUCGUUAUAACGAUAAUAUUUUGAUAACUUGUUCUACGAAACGAAUAGACCUAAUAAACGUGUUGUUAAGUUUCCUGCAGAAACUCACAUA
This is a messenger RNA of Drosophila serrata, 945 nucleotides long. RefSeq lists its product as uncharacterized. The record is from RefSeq and is a predicted model, not a curated record. Lineage: Eukaryota; Metazoa; Arthropoda; Insecta; Diptera; Drosophilidae.